ACCCCGAGAUCCCCAUUGACAUAUCAGACCCAAUGUUCCAACUAAAGCCUGUCCCAGAAAGUACACUGUGUUGCCUUUACGCUUGAUGUUGCCUCACUGGACGACAUUCCCAGCAACGUUAUGGCGAAGAUCCGCGACUUCAGGAAAAUUUGCACUAGAAAACAAAUACCACAAGCUAUUCUCCUCACGAAGAUUGAUACCGUCGAUAAAACCGUAGACGAAAGUGUGAAACAAGUGUACUAUAGCUCAAAAAUUUACGACCUUGUACAGAAAGCGUCCAAACUAAUUGGACUUCCGGAGAACCACGUGCUUCCGGUAAAGAACUACAACCGCGAGAUGAUGCUCGACGAUGACGUCAACAUUCUGGCACUUCUCGCGCUCCGGCAUUUGGCAUACUUCGCUGAGGAUCACCUGGAAAACGUCCAGAUGAAACAGAGUAGAUCGGUCAGACGCUUGCAGACGGCAAACCCCAUUACAGGAAAUCGCACCGGCCCAUGUGAUUUGGAAUCAGCGUCAGAGACCAUUUAAAGCUAAACCGUAAAAGACUUGAAUAUUAUGAAAGAAACUUGAUGUAUAUAUAUAGUCAAUUAUGUAACAUCGAUAUAUAUUUCAUUAAUAAAGUAUUUAACAAGA
Molecule: messenger RNA, 633 nt
Organism: Mya arenaria
Lineage: Eukaryota; Metazoa; Mollusca; Bivalvia; Myida; Myidae
Product: interferon-induced protein 44-like
Exons: 2
Coding region: 121-528 (135 amino acids)
Source: RefSeq, a predicted model, not a curated record